AUGUCGUACGGGAACACUGACUCUGCAGCGGGCCUGCUGCUGAGGCAGUUCAGAGAGUUGCGGGACCCGCGGCGGAGAAUGCCCUGCUUCCACAUCGAGCUGGUCGAGAAAUCAAACAUCUUCGAGUGGGAAGUCGGGUUCAUGGUCACGAACGAGGACUCCAUCUACCACGGCGCGUACCUGACCGGGCUGCUGUGCUUCCCGCGGAACUUCCCCUUCUCCCCGCCCACUUUCCUUUUCUGCCCGCCCAUCUACCACCCGAACGUGUUUUCGAACGGCUCUCUGUGUAUCUCCAUCCUGCACGAGUGCGGCGACGACACAAACGAGGAGCCGGACUCGGAGACUUGGUCUCCGGUGCAAACGGUGGAGACUGUGCUGAUCUCGAUCAUUUCCCUCCUGGACGACCCAAACGUGUCGUCCCCGGCAAACGUCGACGCUGCGGUAGAGUACAAGAACGCAAGACAGGAGUACAACAAGAGAGUGAUCCUUGAAGUGGAGGCUUCCAAGAAAAAUAUGCCCCCCGGGAUGGUCUACCCUGCAUCGGCCGUCGAUCCAAGUCCCACGUCCCUCCAGGAGAAAACCCCUGUAGAAGAGUUCUGGCAAGACGUCGACGACGACGACGACGGUGGCGGAUUGCAGUUCGAAAGCGAUUGA
Messenger RNA from Huiozyma naganishii CBS 8797, 654 nucleotides. RefSeq lists its product as uncharacterized. The coding region runs from base 1 to 654 and encodes 217 amino acids. The transcript has a single exon. Gene Ontology annotation, molecular function: ubiquitin conjugating enzyme activity. NCBI's taxonomy places the organism in Eukaryota, Fungi, Ascomycota, Saccharomycetes, Saccharomycetales, Saccharomycetaceae. The record is from RefSeq and is a predicted model, not a curated record. Gene Ontology annotation, biological process: proteasome-mediated ubiquitin-dependent protein catabolic process; protein polyubiquitination.